UUUUCACAGCGCAUAUAAAGGCCUGCUACAACUUGCGCGGUGAUCAUUGAGAAACGAUACAUUUCAGACACUCUUCAAUUUUAAUAAUCAUUUAUAAAUUGUAUUUGAUUCCAAACAUUUCUCAGAAUUUCUUACAAUGUCAUCUGAUCAAGAUCCUUUCCCAUUCACUUCACUUGAUAAUAUUAUUUUGUUGACUGAUUCGUACAAGAUAAGCCAUCAUCUUCAGUAUCCUGAUGGCAUAACAAAUGUAUAUUCUUACUUUGAGAGUAGAGGCGGAAAGUUUCCCCAGACUUUGUUUUUUGGACUUCAGUACAUAUUAAAAAGAUGGUUGUGUGGCCAAGUUGUGACCCAAGAAAAAAUUGCAGAAGCUAAAGAAAUUUGCCAACUUCAUUUUGGCCAAGAUAUUUUCAAUGAGGAAGGUUGGAAUUACAUUUUAGAAAAACAUAAUGGUUACUUGCCUAUUCAAGUAAAAGCUGUCCCAGAAGGUACUGUUGUUCCAGUCAAGAAUGUCCUGUUCACAGUUGAAAAUACAGAUCCAAAAUGUUAUUGGUUAACAAAUUAUCUUGAGACCUUGUUUGUCCAGUGUUGGUACCCAAUGACUGUUUCAACAGGCUCAUAUUUUCAGAAAAUUCUAUUAGCUGAAUAUUUAGAGAGUACUGCUGAUGAUUUUUCUAGCUUGCCAUUCAUGCUACAUGAUUUUGGCUUUCGAGGUGCCAGUUGUGUUGAGGGUGCAGGUAUAGGAGAUGCUGCACAUCUUGUUAAUUUUAAAGGUACAGAUACACUUGCUGGUCUAAUGUUUGUACGCAAAUAUUAUGGCUGUGAAAUGGCAGGUUUCUCAAUACCGGCAACAGAACAUAGUACUAUUACAACAUGGGGAAAAGAUGGAGAAGUGAAUGGCUUUCAGAAUAUGCUGGAAAAGUUUCCCAAUGGUAUAGUUGCUUGUGUUAGUGACAGCUAUGAUAUUUGGAAUGCUUGUGAAAAUUUAUGGGGUGAAGAGCUGCGAGAUUUAGUAAUAGAACGAGGUGAGAGAAAUGGAAGACUUGUAAUUCGACCAGAUUCUGGUGAUCCAGUAGCUGUUGUUUUAAAGGUUCUCAAUAUUUUGGGGAGUAAAUUUGGUACUGUGACAAACAAAAAAGGCUUCAAAGAACUUCCGCCAUAUCUGAGAAUUAUUCAGGGUGAUGGUAUUUGCUAUGAAAUGCUUGAUAAAAUCUUAGGAGCAAUGAAACAAGAAGGUUGGAGUGCAAAUAAUCUGGCAUUUGGUAGUGGUGGUGCCCUUUUACAGAAACUUGAUAGAGACACACAGAAAUGUGCUUUCAAAUGUAGUUCUAUGACCAAUGAAAAUGGAUUGGUGUUUAAUGUCUACAAAGAUCCUAUCACAGAUCCUGGCAAAAAAAGUAAAAAAGGUCAUCUCACUCUUGAAAGACAAGGUGAUGGGUUUGUAACUGUGGAAGAAGGAAAAGGUGAUCCAACAAAGGAUCUCUUGGAUGUUGUAUAUGAAAAUGGAAAGCUAUUAAAAUAUUAUACUUUUGAUGAUGUACGGAAGCAAGCAGAAAUUGAGAAAUUACGAACUUAAUUAGUUUAUGUCAAAUGAUACUGACAAGCAUAUUAAAAGAAAGUGAUAAAAUCAAAA
Messenger RNA from Octopus bimaculoides (California two-spot octopus), 1630 nucleotides. Its product is annotated as nicotinamide phosphoribosyltransferase. Gene Ontology annotation, biological process: NAD+ biosynthetic process. Gene Ontology annotation, molecular function: nicotinamide phosphoribosyltransferase activity. NCBI's taxonomy places the organism in Eukaryota, Metazoa, Mollusca, Cephalopoda, Octopoda, Octopodidae. The record is from RefSeq and is a predicted model, not a curated record.